Labrus mixtus (cuckoo wrasse) is the source of this 4356-nucleotide messenger RNA. RefSeq lists its product as uncharacterized. The coding region runs from base 178 to 834 and encodes 218 amino acids. The transcript has 6 exons. Gene Ontology annotation, molecular function: DNA binding; zinc ion binding. The record is from RefSeq and is a predicted model, not a curated record. NCBI's taxonomy places the organism in Eukaryota, Metazoa, Chordata, Actinopteri, Labriformes, Labridae.
UGAGGAUGACGUCAUGGUCGUUGUUUCGAAUGUCGGGAGCUAGCGCUGGGUAGGAGGCCGCGCGCUCUGCUGGGGACAAAACUUGUAUAAAUCUGAAGCCCAAGGUCGUCGACAGCCCCCGGUACCUUGAAUUUCAGGAAUAUCCUCUCCCAUCCCCCUUACCCCCUCUGUCAGAGCAUGGCUCAGGAGACCAAUCAGACGCAGGUGCCAAUGCUUUGCACUAUGGGAUGUGGUUUCUAUGGUAACCCCCGCACCAACGGCAUGUGCUCUGUCUGCUACAAGGAACACCUUCAGAGACAACAGGGAGGGGGGAGAUCCAGCCCCCCAGGAGAGAAAGCUGCUACAUCACCAUCAGGGUCACCGGGGACUUCUGGUGUUAGUGUGGAGAGUACGACCUCAGAGCCAAGUACAGAAGUGGCUGGAACUCCACCUGAGGAACAAACAACCAGUCCCAGCUCUCCUAGCCCAGUAACCCAACAGAUGACAGCCAUGAGCAUCUCCCAAGAUUCAGGAGCUGUCGACUCUGAUCGAGCGGAGGCUGAUGAGGGAGAAGAGGAGGGUACUUCCAGCAGCUCAGAACCAGUAGGGGAAGCGGCACAGGCUUUGUCUGAUAGUGACCAGACUCCGGAUAAAAACAAGAAAAAGAACCGCUGCUUCUCUUGCCGGAAGAAAGUGGGCCUUACUGGUUUUGACUGUCGCUGCGGCAACCUGUUCUGUGCCAUCCACCGUUACUCUGACAAACACGACUGUCCCUAUGAUUACCGGAGUGCAGCUGCUGCCCGCAUACGCAAGGAGAACCCCAUCGUCGUGGCGGAGAAAAUUCAGAAGUUAUGAGGACUGAGUGCAAAAAAAAGUCCCUGACUUUGUGUAUUUGAACAAUGGCGACUUGGAUGAAAACACCUGAUAUCAUGGCUUCAUUUGUUCAUGGUAGUCUAAGACGGGUGGGGUGGGGUGGUGAGGUCGCAGCCACUGUCCAGACUCUUCCCUUACUAGCAUCUCCCCUCUCUCCACUAGUGACUGCAGCUGAACCUGAGUGUUUCUGUGUGUGUUUGUAUGAAAGUGUGUGUGUGUGUGUGUGGGUGUGCAUAUUUGCUUGAGAGUUGGGGAGAGAGCCGUACAGGCUAGGUGGACAUUAGUGUUGCUGUGGGGAGGGGAGACAUUUUGAUUUUACCCCUUUUGUUUUCUUAACUUGGAGGAUGGUGUGAGCUUAUUUUUAUACAAUCCCUGUAAGGUAGUUAACAUGAAAUAGGGGCAAGCUGUUAAGGAAUGUGUCACAGCCUGGAAAAUGGCACGGAGCUCAAUUUAGGUCUAGCAAGUACAACAACAAAAAAAACUUACCCGGGGAUUUAAUUUAUCAGCGAGACCUUUUAAGGGCUUUGGAAUAUAAAUUUGUCUCCGAGACUGAAAAUGAUGUCAACCUCUUGUCAAAUUGGCAUUUUCUUUUCUUCCCACCUCUUUUCUCUAUGGGUCACCACAUGUUAGACCCCCAAGUUUCAGCAAUUUCCAGAAAUGUUUCUCUUUGAUAUAAUGACUUAUCAUACUGAUAUUGGGUGCAUGAACAAUUAUUAGAGGGGGAUGGCAGGGGAGGGCAAGGGGAGGGGAAACCUUGACUUAACUGUGUGAUUGAACUUUGUGUUUUUUUAUUUUAUUUUAUUUUAUUUUCUGUUUUAAUGAGCGUAUGACAUCAGAAGAUCUAUAUUAAUAUAUUGUAGUUAGCUUGAAUUGUGUGAUUGCAUUCUAUUUAUUUUUAUUGUUUGGUUGGUCUGUGCUGGAGGAUUGGCAGCAUGUGUCGGCAAAUCAUCAAGAUUUCACAAUUAUAUGAAAGUAGUUCCAUCUUGAUUAUAUAACCAUUGAGUAGAAAAUACACAAGCUCUGACAUCAUGGGGUAGAGUCCGGUUAAGCCAUUACAGCUUUAAUUGAGCAGCAAAAUCUCCGCUGUUUUGGAUUUGGAAACACAGCACAACAAAGUGUGUCAACUGAGGAGAGACAACUAAUGCGCCACACCUACUCAGUUUUGUUCAGCAUCUGGGUCAUUUGCAGUUUAUAUUUGAUCUUUACAGCAGGUUUUCUGAAGAGCUUGCCUUUUAUGGGACGAUGCGAGACAAUACGAGACAUCCUGUUUUAGUAGGAUGAAGUGUUCUCCUUGAAUGCCAUUUUCUGUUCUAUGGAGUCUGAGUGAACUCCAUGUUUCUCUAACCACCAGCAGACCACUGACACAUGCUGAAUGAAAACUGACCUGGGUCACAGCUUCUCUUCUCAUUAACACACCUGCGACAGUCAAAAUUGUUGCAAUGCUACCUCUGAAGCAUUGCAACAAUCUAGCUACUGCAGUGCUUCUUCUACAACGUGCUCCGAGUCAGACGAGUCCUUACUGUGAAGACGCUUCUUGCUCGUUAGUUUUAGGAAGAUCAAACUAACAUGCAUGUGUGCAGUCCAGCUCAAGAGUUACGGUUCUGUAAGGGACUGCACAGUUUGAAACGAAGCUAAGGUGUUAUAAAAGCCACAGCAAUAGCACAAUGCAUGGCUGGAACCACCAAUGUUCAAGUUAACAGGACUCUACAAUUUUUGUUUUCCAAAUGUAAAUACCAUAAGGCUCUUAUUCAUAUAGUAUACUCUUAUUGUAGAUUUUUGCCAGUUAAUAAAGGUGGGGGACUAAGCUAAAGAAUAGUACUAUUUGUAUCAAAGUGCUUUAUAUAAUUAUAAAAAAAAAAACAUUAGAGAACAGAUUUCCCCCAUCUUAUUCCCCUUUUAUUACAAGUUAUUUACCACAUCAUCAUUACCUAUGUAAUGUCUAGUGACUGUUGAUUUACUGACCUUUAUGAGUCUUUCCUUCAGGCUGUUCAGCUUCUAUUCUACAAAACCAGUCAGAUCAUUAAGAAGCCCCUAUAAGCUUUAGAAACCUUGCUUAUUUGCCCAUUAACCAAGCCCCUGCUUUUAUAGUUUUACUGAAGUCUAUUCAUAGCAUAUUGAUAAUUCUGAAAGUUAAAAAGGCCCCCAGUGAGAUGAAGAGGAGUCUUUGAAGCUUCACCUUUUCGUUAUCGAAAGCUUUUCUUGUAAAUGUUGCUCGAUCUCGAUCAAUAAAUAUGUAUGAAAGAGCUUGCUGAAAAGUAGCAAGAACUGCAAAGUAUGCUUCUUUUUUUUUUUUUUCUUUUUUUUUUUUAAAUGAGGCAUUGCAGAUUUUUGGAGGGGAGUGAGUGACACUUUCCCUACACAGAUUAUUAUGCUGUGCAGGGUCUGUUUGGUUUUGGCACCUUUGAUUGGAAAAUAGGCUUUCAUGAAAAUUCCUGUGUGGGUGAUGGACAUGUCAAAAUGGCUUUGAGACUAUGCGUGCCAAUGCUGAGCCUUUUCUUCUCAGAUAAAUUGGUCAUUUUAAAGCCACUGGCUUUGUUUCAUCACUAGUGAAAAUUCAGAGGGGUUGUAGGGAGUCUUGAGUGAUGAUCAUGUACAAGGAGAACUAUUGUCAUAUUCAGGGGAGCCUCUGAAGCUUGGUAUUCCCUAAUGUGUAUCUUUAUAUGCAGAAAAUUGAAGCUUGCCUGCUGGGUUUAUGACCAUAACAAAAUAAUGUCUACAAAAUGCAUAAUUUUCCUUUACAGAUAGAAAGUCAUUUCAGAGGAGAGGUUCCUUCACUUGGGAUGAUUGUUCAGCUGUGUAAAUUGUGAACAUCUCAUGGUUUACUACUGCUGUUUUCUAUUGACUGCUCAUAUCAAACCCCCUCUUUUAUUUAGUUAAACAUGAGCAGUUUGAAUGUAAUCCACCAUAAUUCACAUGGUAAACCGUAAUGCAAUUUAUCAGACUAAGUGGCGCUGAUAAUGGUUGUUUGAGCAGAGGAUGGAGGCCAAACUUUCAAAUGUGAUUUGGGACAGUUGGAUUACUAGAAUAGUUUUGAUUGUUUAUAAUGAGUGCUUGGCACCAGCAGUUAGGGGCAACCAUACCUGAAUAAUCAAAAUAUUAUCAGUACAUAUGUUUUUCUUCCUUCUACUUUUAUUUGAUAGAGUUUUGAUGUCUUCGAUCCUGUCUUUAGCACAACCUUUCAUAAUCAGUGAUUUCAUCGUGCAAGGGUUUUGAUUGAUAACGAUGAUAAACCUGUCAGAUCAGAGGGAUCCGAAAGUUCCGUUUCACUGCAGAAGUCGAGUAAAAUGACGAUGACUUGGCUCAUUGUUUUUCAAGAUGAGUUUGAAGAGCAUCAAGUGAAGUCCACAAUGUUCACAGAGCUGUAGUUCUUGUCCCUUGGCACUCCAGUCCCCCAGAAACACCACCAGAUAUCUUUUAUUUUGUUUUUCUUUCAAGAUUUAGGAUUGUAUGAUGUGUAAGAGUAAGUAUAAAACAAUAAAUUCACAAAGUUUAUUUUAAAUUAAA